Hansenula ciferrii is the source of this 1035-nucleotide messenger RNA. RefSeq names its product translation initiation factor eIF3 subunit i (gene TIF34). Gene Ontology annotation, biological process: cytoplasmic translational initiation. The transcript has a single exon. Gene Ontology annotation, cellular component: cytoplasm; eukaryotic translation initiation factor 3 complex, eIF3m. Gene Ontology annotation, molecular function: translation initiation factor activity; protein binding; RNA binding. Lineage: Eukaryota; Fungi; Ascomycota; Saccharomycetes; Phaffomycetales; Wickerhamomycetaceae. The record is from RefSeq and is a predicted model, not a curated record. The coding region runs from base 1 to 1035 and encodes 344 amino acids.
AUGAGACCAUUAUUGUUAAAAGGGCAUGAACGUUCACUUACGCAGGUGAAAUAUAACCGUGAAGGUGAUUUAAUUUUCACUGUUGCCAAAGAUAAAGAAGCUUCUGUUUGGUAUUCAUUCAAUGGUGAAAGAUUAGGAACUUUCAGUGGCCAUGGUGGUACUAUUUGGUCUAUUGAUGUUGAUCAAAAAUCUGAAUUGCUUUUAACAGGGUCUGCUGAUUUCAGUGUUAAAUUAUGGAAUGUUUCAAAUGGUGAAAAUGUUUUCACUUGGAGUUGUGUAUCUCCAGUUAGAAGAGUUGAAUUUAAUCCAUCAAAUGAUAAAUUUUUAGCUGUUAUGGAUGCUGUUAUGGGUCAUAAGGGUGAUAUUUCAGUCUUCAAUAUCAAUAAAGAAACACCUACAAAACAAGAUGAAGAACCAAUAUUAGUUAUUCCAACUUAUGAAGGAUUAGAAAGAGUUAGUGUUGCUGGUUUCUCAUACUUGGGUAAAUACAUUAUUGCUGGUCAUCAAGAUGGUACUGUUUCUAAAUAUGAUGCUAAAACUGGUGAAUUCAUAAACUCUGUCAAAGUUCAUGAAGGUUUAGUUACUGAUUUACAAUUUUCAGAAGAUAGAACAUAUUUUAUCACAUCAUCAAAAGAUAAAUCAUCUAAAAUAUUAGAUGUUGAUAAUUUAAAUAUUUUAAAGAAAUUUGAAUCAGAUUCACCUUUAAAUUCAGCUGCUAUAACACCAUUGAAAAAUUUCGUUGUUUUAGGUGGUGGUCAAGAAGCUAGAGAUGUUACUACAACCGCUGCUAAUCAAGGUAAAUUCGAAGCAAGAUUCUAUCAUAAAAUUUUUGAAGAUGAAAUUGGUAGAGUAAAAGGUCAUUUCGGCCCAUUAAAUUAUAUUGCUAUUCAUCCAAAAGGUACUGGUUAUGCGUCUGGUGGGGAAGAUGGUUAUGUUCGUGUUCAUAAUUUUGAUAAAUCUUAUUUUGAUUUCAAAUAUGAUGUUGAAAUAACAGCUGAAGCUGCUGCUGCUUCAAAAGAAAACAAUCAAGAUUAA